This is a messenger RNA of Trichobilharzia regenti, 828 nucleotides long. NCBI's taxonomy places the organism in Eukaryota, Metazoa, Platyhelminthes, Trematoda, Strigeidida, Schistosomatidae. The record is from the annotation of a GenBank genome assembly.
AGAAAAUUCAAUUCAGAUGGAGAGGAGAAAUAUAUAAAGAAUCAAACAGUUUACUUUACCCAGUGUCUAGUAGGUGUAUUGAAAUUCGACACUUGUUUAUAUACAUUGAAGCGCUGGAGUGGAACUCUAAUCAAGCAGUAGCGCGUGACCAUUUGACGAGCGUCAAGUGGACUGGUAUCGACUAACCUAUUCAACAACAAUCGUACCAUAUGGUUAAUCAUACUAGGUUUGUGGAGGCAGGGCGCUUGGUAUUCAUUGCCUCUGGGCCUUAUGCAAAGAAAGUUGCGGUCAUAGUAGAAAUCAUUGACCAGAGACGAGUUCUGAUUGAUGGUCCUUGUUCUGGUGUCCCUAGGCAAGCGAUCAACUUAAACAGACUACACUUGACAAAGCUGAAAUAUAAAAUUCCUCAUGGUUGUGGUACCAAUGCAGUUCAAAAGCUGUGGUCAAAAUAUGAGAUAACAAAAGAUUGGGAAAAUACUGUGUGGGCAAAAAAGCUGCACCGCAAGUCUCUUCGAGCGUCUAUGUCGGACUUUGACCGAUUCAAAGUGAUGGUUGCUCGUCAACAGCGGAACAGAAUUUUGAAACAAUUCAAGAUGAAGAAGCCUGAAGGAAAAGUCUCAAAACCUGCAAAGGCUGUUAAGAAAUAAACCAAUACACUUUGUGUCCUGUCGCAUGCUUCUCAUAGUUUUAUAUUUUGGUGGGCUGUUUCGUGUAUGUCAGUGUGACCGCUCGUUAUUCGUUCAAAGCUGAAUCGUUGGGUGUUUGGUUUUAUAGCUACUGUAGUUUGGUUUGAGUGGGCAUAGGAAAAUACAUUUUAAAAUAGUUUCC